This is a messenger RNA of Hypanus sabinus (Atlantic stingray), 7538 nucleotides long. RefSeq names its product exostosin-1-like. Bases 301 to 2574 code for a protein of 757 amino acids. Gene Ontology annotation, molecular function: glycosyltransferase activity. NCBI's taxonomy places the organism in Eukaryota, Metazoa, Chordata, Chondrichthyes, Myliobatiformes, Dasyatidae. The transcript is spliced from 12 exons. Gene Ontology annotation, cellular component: membrane. The record is from RefSeq and is a predicted model, not a curated record.
AUCAGAGGGCGAGAGGAAAAAAUGUUUCCUGUGUGGAUAGUGACCUUGGCUUCGCCACCGACCAUAGCAUAGGUAUGAAUAAUUGAAAAUAAAUAAAAUCUACGAUAUUGACUAUUUCACAUGACAGCUAGCAAAAAGGACACUAGCAACUUAAACGACCAUAAAACGCCCACAACGCUCACAGGAUGACUAUCAACAUCUCAAAGAGUGGAAGAAUGAAGAAGGGAAAAAGUUGUUCCUGAUGACCGGUUCCUCCACCGUAACCCCCAGACUAGACCCAGCGGCCACCCGCUUGCCCACAUGCAGGCCAAGAAAAGGUAUCUUCUAGUGUCAUUCGGCGUCUGUCUUUUGCUACUUUUCUACCUGGGAGGAGCGCGGUUCGGACAAUCGCCCUCGCAUUUAUCCUCAUCCUUGCCUGCGGAUCAUUUUCACCACGAUCUUGGAAACCAGGGUUCAGUCCCAAUCAGACGCCUCUGGCCAGUGUGGAUAAACGCACUGAAUAGCUAUUUCGGCUCCGAGGACGGACGAAGCGAUGAAGAGGAGGCAGCCCAACUUGGUCUCAACCCUGGACUUUCCCCAAGGCAGAAGAGGGAGAUCAAAGCGAACGUUUAUAAGAACCGAAAAUGCAGGAUGGAGACCUGCUUCGACUCCUCUCUCUGCCAAAGAAACGGAUUCAAAGUGUAUAUCUACCCGGCUCAAAAGGGGGAGAAGAUUUCUGAAAGUUACCAGAAAAUCGUUACGACUAUCGAGGAUUCUAGGUAUUAUACAUCAGAUCCGAGACAAGCAUGUUUGUUUGUUCUCGGCAUUGAUACCUUGGAUCGAGAUCAGCUUUCAUUUCAGUAUGUUCAUAAUGUAAAAGCUAAAAUUCAGAGUCUCCCAUUGUGGAAUGACGGGAGAAAUCAUCUUAUAUUCAAUCUUUAUUCAGGAACCUGGCCUGAUUAUACGGAAGAUUUAGGAUUUGAUAUCGGGCAAGCUAUGUUAGCUAAAGCCAGUAUCGGUAUGGAUAACUUCCGAUCAAAUUUCGAUAUAUCCAUUCCCUUGUUUUCCAAAGAGCAUGCUCAAAAGGGAGGCGAAAGGGGCUGGCUUAUGUACAACAAUGUGCCACCCACAAGAAAAUACUUACUAGUUUUUAAAGGUAAAAGAUACCUAACUGGCAUUGGCUCAGAAACCAGAAAUGCCUUGUAUCAUGUACAUAAUGGAGAAGAUAUUAUUUUGUUAACCACUUGUAAACAUGGGAAGGACUGGGAAAAACACAAAGAUGUCAGAUGUGAUAAAGACAAUGAGGAAUAUGAAAAGUUUGAAUACCAGGAAUUGCUUCAUAAUUCAAGCUUUUGUCUUGUCCCAAGAGGCAGGAGACUGGGCUCUUUCCGAUUUCUGGAGGCUCUUCAGGCUGCAUGUAUCCCGGUAUUACUGAGUAAUGGAUGGGAGUUGCCAUUUUCAGAGAUCAUAGAUUGGAAUAAAGCAGCAAUUAUUGGAGAUGAGAGGCUUCUUCUUCAGGUUCCUUCAAUUACUAGAUCUAUCCAUCAUGAGAAAAUAUUGGCACUUAGGCAACAAACACAAUUCCUGUGGGAUGCUUAUUUUUCUUCUGCAAAAAAAAUAGUAUUAACUACUUUAGAGAUCAUACAUGAUAGGAUAUAUUCACAUAUAGCAAGAAAUAAGUUCAUAUGGAAUAAACCACCAGGUGGACUCUAUAUACUACCACAGUAUUCUACAAAUUUAGCUGCUCUUCCUUUUUAUUAUUUAAGUUUAGGCAUCAGUCCAGCUAAGGAGUUCACAGCUGUCAUUCAGGCAGUUUCACCUCUUCUGACACAGUCACAGCCUAUAUUUAAACUGAUAUUAGCUGUAUCAAGAUCAAAAUACUGCAAGCAGAUUGUAGUGCUAUGGAACUGUGAUAGAUCAUUACCUUCCAAGAACAAGUGGCCCUCCACCCCAGUGCCUAUAACUGUAAUUGAAGGAGAAAGCAAGAGCAUGAGCAACCGCUUUUUCCCAUACGAGGUCAUCCAGACAGAUGCUGUCCUCAGUUUAGAUGAAGAUACAGUGCUGUCAAACAAUGAGGUUGAUUUUGCCUUCAUUGUAUGGCAUAGUUUCCCAGACCGGAUAGUUGGUUACCCAGCCCGAAGUCAUUACUGGGACAACAGUAAGGGACGAUGGGGGUAUACCUCAAAGUGGACUAAUGAAUAUUCCAUGGUUCUGACUGGCGCAGCAUUUUAUCACAGAUACUAUCACUACUUGUACAGCUAUUACUUGCCAGCCAGUCUUCACAACAUGAUAGACCAGAUGACGAACUGUGAAGAUAUCCUAAUGAACUUUCUGGUUUCGGCCAUCACCAAACUUCCUCCAAUUAAAGUCACACAGAAAAAACAGUAUAAGGAAACAAUGAUGCAGCAGGGAUCAAAGACUUCCCGCUGGGCUGAUCCAGAUCACUUUGCACAACGCCAGACCUGCAUGAACACUUUUGCCAGCUGGUUUGGCUUCAUGCCUCUCAUUCACUCACAAAUGAGGUUGGAUCCUAUUCUUUUCAAAGACCAAGUCUCCAUCCUGCGCAAGAAGUACAGGGAGAUUGAACGGUUAUAGAGGAUCACUGGACUGUUGUACUUAGAAGCUUGUGGGAUUUGCCUGAUUUAAAAACCCCCAAAUAACUCGAUGAUGCUGUUGUAUCAAACAACAAUCAUGGCAACAAUAUUAUUCAACUUUCUGGGGACCAAACAACAAUGACCUUUGUGCAGACUAUAAGAUUGGUGCGAGAUUGGCUUUUGUUCCCAAUCUUAUUAAUGUUUUAUUUUGUCUAUUCAGACUGAAAUCUCUGACAAUCGUGCCUAAUCUUUGCAGAUUUUAAGGAUAAACAGCACAUAGCAAAUUCGUGGUCAAAGAAUGUACAUUUUCUAUUUAAAGCUUGCAAGAUGAUUGAGAAGUUCAGCUGAAUACAAAUUAGGUUUCUUUUUGCUUCUUUGUCUAAUUGUUGCAUCUUAUGUUUUAAUUAUUUCCAUGUGUGGCAUUUGUAUCCUGGUCAAAGUACAUCCAAUAAGAACAUAAAAGAAUAUUGUGCAUCAAUUAAAUGUUGUUGCACAUCAUGGCAGGUAAUUUAAAGCAAUUCUCAAUCAUGCCCGGUGUUGUCUAUUUGCAAUUAUACAUCAGACUAGUUUGAAAAAAGCAAGGUGAACAGGUAUUGAUGGCUGAUUUGUACCAGGUAAAUUCUAAGUUGGAUAAAACUAUUACUCUGGAAUAACAACGUUAUGUGAAAAUAUUGCCACGAUCAGAAUUUGAUACACUAAUGAACCAGAAGCAGAAAUCAGUAUCAAAUAACAUUAUAUUUUGAUAUAGCAAUUACUAUUCUUAGUAUAUACAAUUUACAGUAUUUCUUGCUUUGUGAUCUAAGUAACUACAAUGGGUAAGACUAAUAGGAAUGCCCUGCAGCCCUCUGCUUUCAGUUUCUCAUGGUUCCACAUCAAUAACAUGGUGAAAAAUUAUCCGAACCCUGGGAAUGCAGCUUAAAAAUAAGUACAUCAUAAAUCCAAAAUGAACAAGUCAGAUUUGAAAAUGCAUGGUCCAAGGCUGCUUUUGCUAACAGAGGUUGAGUACCCUUUAUCCAAAAUUUCAAAAUCCAAAGAUAGAGGGAUGCAAAAUUAUGUGGGGUACAGAUAGGUCAACUGCAAGCAGGCUUUUUCCACUGAGAAUGGGUGUGACUAGAACUAGAGGUCAUAGGUUAAGGGUGAAAGGUAUAGAGUUUAAGGAGAACAUGAGGGAAAAGUUCUUCACUCAGAGGGUCAUUAGAGUGUGGAACAAGUAUGCUCAAUUUCAACAUUUAAGAGAAGUUUUGAUAGGUAUGUAGAUGGUAGGGGUACAGAGGGCUAUGGUCCUGAUGGGAGUAGGCAGUUUAAUUGGCUUGGCACAGACUAGGUGAGCUGAAAGGCCUGUUUCUGUGCUGUACUUAUCUAUGACUCUAUGAAAACCUCCAAAAUCUGAAAUUUUUUUGAACGCUGACAUUAUGUCACAAAUGGAAAAUUCCACAAGGCACUGGGAAGCUUCCCAGGCAAUGCACAGAUCUUGGUGCAUCACAGACGGUUCUGAGAAGUGACGUCGUGAACAGAAGUUAAUGAAAAAUAGAAAAACACUGCAUAAAGAAAAGAAUAAAGACCUCAAUCAUGUAUUGAAAGAGUGGAUUCAUCAGCGUCAGAGUGAACAUAUGCUGCUUAACGGAAGGCAGAUCAUGAAACAAGCAAGGAUCUAUCAUUGAAAACUGAAAAUUGAAGGCAUUUGUGAAUAUUCAGCAGGCUGGUUGCAGAAAUUUAAGAAAAGACACAACAUUAAAUUUUAAAGAUUGAUGGUGAUAAAGCAAAUGCUGAUGAUGAAGCAGCAGAAAAAUUCAUUGGUGAGUUUGCCAAGAUAGUCGCUGAUGAAAAUCUGAAGUAUAAGACAAAGACUGCAUAACGGUAGCACAUAAAUUUAGAAUCAGAUAUAAUGGUGAUUCCAAAAUCUGAAAACAAUCUGAAAUCCAAAACACUUCCAGCCCAAGUAUUCUGGAUAAGGGAUACUCAACCUGUAUUUGUAACGAUGAGCUUGUCUAGGUGACUGGUUGUUUGCGAGCUGCAUUCAUUUUCAUUCUUUCAUCAAAGCAUGUAGAUUAACUUUAUGAAUUUUUUCUGUCUCUCUGCAAAACCUUUCAAAGAAAAAUACCCACAAGAUUCAUUUUAAAUUUGGUUUUACUAAUAGGUGAUAAUACUAAGAAAUAAAUUCAAUACAUAGAUGGCACUUUAUGAUGCUACUGGCUUUUCAUUAUGAAUGUAUAUUAUACCCAAAUGCCAGUAUGAAGCAUCCACAUGUUCAUUUUGCUUCAUCACUGACAAAAAGAUUUAUCAUUGCUAUAAUUGUGCCUCUCAUAGUGAGAAAUUGUUUCCUUAAUGCAAUAGAAGUAACAAAGUUAUGACAAAAAUGUAUCAUUACUAAGUAAUAAUUCAAUGACAAAAAUGUAGCAUAACUGAUAGAAGUCCCAACGCAUGGUUUUGACCAAAGUAUCAACAAUUCUUCCCCCAUCCGCCCCCCCCCCCAAUACUUCUCAACCCACUGAGUUCCUCCAACAAAUUAUUUGUUGCUUCAUUACUGACAGACUUUUGGUUUAAUUUGAUCAAAUAUAUAUUUGCAUAAAAAUCACGGAGCAGCAGAAAAAGUUGAAGUUAACUUUAUUGGGUUGCUAUUACAUCCACAACCUUAUAUCAAUCAUGUCAAAUCACAUUGGUGGAGGAUAUAUUCAAGAGAAUUUCUUCUGUAAAAUGUAUCUUUGGAGUAAUCUGUAGGUGUUAAUAACCAAUUGUCUUUUCAUUUAUAAACAGUAGCCAAUGGGUCAUGUUUGAUCAGUUUACAUCACUGUAAUGAAACUGAUAACUAAAUUGUUGAUUCCAAUCUCAUUUCCUUCUAAACCUGUUUCCUGAAUUAAUCGUUAGUUCUUUUUGUCAAUCUCAACAUUAUUUAUUGAAUACGAAUUUAAUCACAAGGACCAAUGUCCAAAAAUCAGCUUUGAAAUUCAUUUUACGUUUUUGACUGAUGAGAUUAUUUCCUUUGAGUUGCAUCUCUCCAGUAGGGUACUGACUGGUAACUUCUCUUGCAAUUAAGACAGACAGAAUUUAACAGUCAUGGGUUUUCUGGUCAAAUCCUGUCACUUUCAGAGAUGGUCUUGGGGACUUUUGGUUUGGUAAAUAUAUACAGUGAAUAUGGAAACGUGCAUGAAAGUCUCAAAGAAGCACAAUUGCCAUCAUGUUGUGUUCUAUCAGUUAAGAAUGGAAACACUAUUUUAGAUCUCAACUUUGAAUACACAAGGAUCAGCAGAUUUGGGUGGAGUGGGCUUGGUGAGCCAACCAUAGAGAGGCCUCUGCAAGCACACUCAGACCAGUAAAGAAGCAGAGGAAAAAGCAGUGCAGAAAGAAACAGUAGUCUCCAAGCAGCUUGAUUACUGCCUUCCUUCUGCUUCAUUAAGAUGUUGGCCCCAAUCCAGUUCAAUCCUUCAGCAAGCAAGUGACCUCAGGCCUACUUGGGGACCAUUUCCUUACUAGUUAGUUGUCCCACUCCCUCAGACAGUUUAAAAAUCCAAGUAAUCAAUUCAUUCCUCAGCAACUGCAGUAGAACUUUCAUACAGAAAUCAGCAACAGCACAGCUUGAGCAAACAUUCUGAGCAAGUGGCUGCUACAUGGACAGCGUGUUUCCAAAAACUCACACAGGGACAGUUAUAUCCUGAUAAUAUGUAUAUUCUGCAUAGGCAUGCAUUAAUAACUGGAACUACAAAGACAAGUAAUUGAAUACUUGAAUGCAAUUAGGUUAAGUCUUUCUCAGAAGCAAUCUUUGCAACCCUAAUUAUUGCUUUAUUUUUGGAAAAGCAUUUUAAGCUUAAGAAAGAUAAACCAUGGCUUGCAUUUUCACAAUUGUUUUAUUUUUCUUUAAGUUGUGUUCCUUCCUGCUGACUAUCUUAACCUUCCACGGCAGGAUCUGAUUUGUUUUCCCGUUUGAGCUUCCACUUAUCAGAUCAGCAUCCCGAGCAGCAGAUCAGUAUUGUUUCCUGAUUUAAUUAUGCAUUAGUUUUAAUAUUUAAUUCUACAUUGUAUGUACAUGAUUAGCUAUUAUUGAUAUUAAUUCAUUACAGAAUUUGUACAGCUUCUGGUUUCUGAGUAACUAUUAAUUUAACAGGUUUAGAUCAGCAGGGUGUCCAUUCUUGAUAGUGAAUUUUGAUGAAAUAAUUUUAAAAUGAACUGGAAACUGAAUUAAAUUUGGGGUUAUGACAGUUCCAAAUUAAUUUUUGGAACGACUAUAGAUGUUUCUUAAAUUAGAAUGUGCACUGCCGCACCCAAGCCAUAUGCUGAAAUACUAUGUUAGAAUGGUUCUCAGAAGUCAAAAACAGGAUCAACAUGUUCUUGCACAGUCUAUGCAUCUGAGGCAUAUAAAGGAUUGUCAUCGCAGGAUGAGUUUGAGAGCGAAUCUCAUUUAAAGGUAUUACUGUUCAUUUUAACAUUUGAAGAUACAAUCAAAUAUUUUCUCAUUUAGGUUUUCCCUGACUGCAUAACUUAAAUGCCACUGUCCAUCUCUUGCUUUGGUGAAUGUUUUAAGUAUUUUCUUGCUAGAUUUGUUCAUUUUGAAUCUUUUAUGAGUUGUGCCUUUGUUGAGCUUUAUUUCACUGUGGUCUGAUUUUAUAACAUGCUGGGCUAUUAGGAGUCCUGACAGAUAUGCUGUUUGUGAUUUCAAAACAAGCAAUGAUUCCCUAAGCCAAUUUUAAUCCCAGAUGAGCAAGGAUGAGAUCCAUCAACAGAAAACCCUUUGAAAUAUUGGGUUCCACAUUCACAUUCUUGCUUAGUCUGGCUUACAGCAAACCUACCAUUGCAUGUGGUCAAAUUGCAGUGCCGAAUCAGGAGGUGUGAAAUGUAACUCAACUUCCCACUUUGCUUAUGUAGAGCAAAUUGCAGAAACUUUUUAAAUAUGGAAACAAUAAAUAUUGUAAAUGCCAAUUUUCUAUAUAUGACUUAAAUUGUUGAAAUAAAAUGAUCUUUUUCUAAAUCAAA